Annulohypoxylon maeteangense is the source of this 1608-nucleotide messenger RNA. RefSeq names its product cytochrome P450. The coding region runs from base 1 to 1608 and encodes 535 amino acids. Lineage: Eukaryota; Fungi; Ascomycota; Sordariomycetes; Xylariales; Hypoxylaceae. The transcript is spliced from 6 exons. The record is from RefSeq and is a predicted model, not a curated record. Gene Ontology annotation, molecular function: iron ion binding; heme binding; monooxygenase activity.
AUGAAUACCUACCUACAUAUGAUCACCUGUCUACCUAGAGUUCUCAUUAAUGUUGCUGUACUAAGAGUUUUACGGUUCUUCUAUUUUAUCUUAUUAUACCCUAGUUAUUUCUCGCCUUUGAGACAUCUACCAGGACCAAAUGACCAUAAUCUACUUCUCGGCCAAGAAGUAAAGAAAUUUCAAGCCGAAAGUCCCGUCGACAUCCAACUAAAAUGGAUGCGUCAGUGGCCAGACGCGCCCUUCAUCAGGUAUCGCUCGUUCGCGGGCAACGAAGUUCUACUAGUAAACAGCCUAGCCGCAUAUAAAGCCGUCCUCCAGACCCAUGUGUACGACUUCAUCAAACCACCGUUCUUCGCACGAUUAGUCGGCGAAAUCACCGGCGUGGGUCUGUUAUUCGCGGAAGGAGAGUCUCAUAAACACGAACGAAGAUUAUUGGCCGGACCGUUCUCCGUCCCGAGCAUGAGGAAACUACUCCCCGUGUUUCGAGAAAAAGCGAAGGAUCUUUCUGAGGAGUUUGAGAAGUUGCUCGGGAAUAAACCUUAUGCUGCCGUAGAAACAAUCGAGACUUUAUCAAAGUCAACUAUGGACACCAUAGGUGUGACCGUGUUGGGGAUUGACCUAGAUACCCUAUCAUCGAUGUAUCCGCAAAGUUUCCAGGAACUUUACGGACGGGUACUUCACCAGGGUCCUAUAGGUCAACUGAUUUCAGUCGUCAACGCUUUCAUACCGAUCCGGAAAUUUCUCCCCUUCGGAGCGAACCGGAGAUUCACUCAGGCAACGACUGAUCUCAGAGAAAUGCUGCGAGAUAUCAUCCAAAAACGCACUGCGGAGUUGGCCGACGGGACAUUUAAGGAGAAGAAAGGAGAAUCUAGAGAUCUCUUAACCUAUAUGUUAGAAGAAGCUCAAUUGCGUCAACAGGAAACGCAUAAGCAAGUCUGGUCUGUAGACGACAUUAUUGGUCAUGUAAGAAAAUUUCCCUUUCAGGGCCACGAGAGCACAGCAACAACCAUAUCCUGGUCCCUCUACGUCCUCGCAACCAACCACGAGAUCCAAAACCGCCUACGAUCCGAAAUCGCCUCCCUGCUAGCCACAAACCCAAACCCCGACUACGACGCCAUAUCCAGCCUCCCGUUCCUGCACAACUUCGUCCGCGAAGUACUCCGAGUCUUCCCACCAUCAUACAUGGCCCAACGUAAAACCACCCGCGCCCUAACCAUCGAAAACGUGCUCAUCCCACAAGGCACCCAAAUCGACAUAAUAAUCCCACUCGCGCACCGCGCCCCCUCAAUCUGGGGUCCGGACGCCGAAACCUUCAACCCCGACCGCUGGACCGCGCUAUCGGGCAACGCAGCCAGCCCGUUCGCCUUCGAAGCCUUCCUGCAGGGCCCGCGGAUAUGUCCGGGGCGCAACUUCGCGCUGAUCGAGGUGAAGGCCGUGCUCGUGGAGCUGGUGUCGAAGUGGCGGUUUUUAGGGGUUGAGGGGAGUGGAGGGGAGUUGUUGAUGGGGGGAGAGGAGAGGGUGGGGAAGGGGGUGAAGAUUGCGAAUCCGAGCUUGACGUAUAGGCCUGCGGAUGGGCUUUUUGUGAGGUUUGAGAGGUUUGGUGAGUGA